AUGUGCUCAAUCUGGCGACAGGAGUAUAUCCUAUUGGCUGUUCAAAAUAUUCGAGAUAAUUUGGGUGAGUCCGCGGUGACCGAGAAGGAUUUGAUGCGCUUUCGACGCAGUGUGAUACAACGAGUUGCUCUCCAGUACUUCGCAAAAGACGAACUCAAAGGUCAUGAUCACACGGACUCCGAUAAUUGUGAGAAUUACGGGGCCACGGGAAUUGUUGAAACACACCAUGUUCCUGGUGAUUCCGCUCAGGUCAGAGUUGUCCAUUCCUCACCUCGUGUGAAAACCAAGAGAUCCAAAGACUCGAAUCGUUCCCUCCAUCGUCAGGUUGUAGAACAUACUUGGGGUGCUCGAUUGGAAAACGGUUUUCAGUCAGCGAAUGGAUGUACCUUAUUUCCAGGUUUGUCACCCACUGUGAGCGAUGGACCGGACAGCCUAUUGGGUGAUAUGAAUCAUGCACUUCAGGACGAGAAAAAUCCAUUAGACGAAUCAAAUACACAACCAACUUCUCUAGUUUCUUCCCCGGCAACGAGUGAUCGAUUACGUCUAGCUUCGCUCAAGGUCCCCCCUGUAAUGGGUAAUGAUGUGCCUGGUUCCAUACCAGUUUCUUCUCGAUCCACAUCCCCCCACACUCCAUCGUCAGCUUCUUCCUGCUCCACAUUAGGAUACUUCUUUGGUUCAGUGUCACAUUCCGAAGACGAUGAUCGACCGGAUAAUGGUCAUCUACCGCCUCCUCCACCAACGGGUACUUCGUCUACUUUUGUAAAUGACCUGUCGUGCCGUCGACGUUCUAAGCGGUCCGCAAGGCGUACCGGUUGGUGGAAUUGGGGAUCCACGCGUCGGAGUAGACCAAAGCGUUCUCGGCAGGAACACUUAUCCAAAAGCGAAUCUACAAACAACAUUUCAACCUCCAAGAGGGCUCCGCGUUCCAAUCAGGAAUCAGCCGUGGUAUGUUGCCUUUUUUGCCGGCACACAACAUAUUGA
This is a messenger RNA of Echinostoma caproni, 981 nucleotides long. The record is from the annotation of a GenBank genome assembly. Lineage: Eukaryota; Metazoa; Platyhelminthes; Trematoda; Plagiorchiida; Echinostomatidae.